CAGAGUCAAGAUGGUGGCCAGUCCGGUGGUGAGUGGUGUUUGCUUCGUAGACUUUUCUGCUUAGAGGAACUAAUUCAACAAAAUAAUAUAAUUAACCUUAAUUUCGUUUUUAAUAUAGUGUAACUUCCGCGGUGGCCUUUUCGAAAGCGAUGAAUGCAUAGUGAAGCAGGGAUGGUGAAUUGUUGAAGUAGGAAUCGCUGUAGUUUAUUACUGCUGGGCGAGGCACACCCCUAAUACUUGUCAACGAAAAGAAGUGUAACCUUGAAAACAUGGCAGUGCGGAUGGAAAACGCUACCGCAGCUCCUCGAAAAGUAAACUACAAAAUGAUGGGGACCAACGGGCCUCGACCAACUUACGCGGGAAACGGUGGUCAGGGUAAAAGUGGUCCUCGUGGUCCCCCUGUUGGUGGUAACAUCACGGCACAGCAAACCAGUGUGGGUGGGAAUGGCAUCUAUCGAGGUGGAACGUGGAGCAGUGGGGCUAACCCCUUUCAGCCAGUGAGAUAUGCGACCCCCAUGGGCCCCACAAAUGCGACGACUUACUCCGCAGCCUACACGCAUCAGUCUUCG
Molecule: messenger RNA, 569 nt
Organism: Cryptotermes secundus
Lineage: Eukaryota; Metazoa; Arthropoda; Insecta; Blattodea; Kalotermitidae
Exons: 2
Source: RefSeq, a predicted model, not a curated record